CGCGUCCCGGGAAGUACGCCGCAACCGCCCGCGCCGCGCGACCUCCUCUCUACCCUCGCGCUACACGCACUCGUUUCAUUAUUGCUCUCGUACUCGUCAGCUCCGCAGUGGCGGGCGCGCCGCUCAUUGGCCCGGUCGGCUCUUGCACGUCGUAUUAUGAUAAUAUAAAUUGACCAACCGCGGGGCAAAUUCGGUUAGUUCGUUAAAGUUGAUUAAAGCCAUUUAACCGGGACGUACGGGACAGUACGAACGGCCGCUCGCGCUCUGUUCAGCUAGUGUGCGGUGCCGGCAGCACCACGGAGCCCGCGGAGGCCGGCGCGGCGGCGGGCGGGGCGGCGCCCGCCGACGGCUACAUGUUCGUGUGCGAGGCCGCGCGCUACGACUGCGGGUUCGAGCCGGCGCCGCUCGACGCCGCCUUCGACGACCACAUGUUCGGCGAGUUCGGCAAGGAGCGGCACGACGUGUACCGCGACUACCCGCCGCCGCCGGAGCGCCGCCGCGAGGCCGACCCGCCGCCCGCGCCCGCGCACCCGCCGCCGCCACCCGCGCCCGCCACCACCACCACCACCUCCAAGAAGAGCGACAAGAAGAAGAACGACAACAAUGGCAUCAAGAAGAAGAAAACUAGGACGACGUUCACCGCGUACCAGCUGGAGGAGCUGGAGCGCGCGUUCGAGCGGGCGCCCUACCCCGACGUGUUCGCGCGGGAGGAGCUCGCGCUCAAACUCAACUUAACUGAAUCACGAGUACAGGUAUGGUUUCAAAACAGAAGAGCGAAGUGGCGGAAGCGCGAGCCGCCGCGCAAGACCGGCUACAUCGGGUCCAGCUCGCCCAGCUCCACCACGCUGAGCGGCGGGUUCCAGGGCCUGGGCGGCGCGCUGCCCGCCUUCCCACAGCCCGGCGCGCCCGCGCCCAGCGAGCCCUGGGCCUACCAGCACUCGUACGACCUGUCGUCGCACCACCUGCUGUCGCCCGGCUCGGCGGGGUACCCCGCCUUCACCCCCGCGCCCGCCUACUCGUACACGACGGUGCUGAACGGGCACGACGGGCAGAUGUUCGCGCAGCGGCACUACGAGUACGGCGGGGGCUCGCCGGGGCGGGAGUACGCGCUGGCGGGGGCCGAGGGGUCGCCGGCGCUGGACGAGGAGCGCUACUGCCUGCACGAGGAGGCGCCGCGCUUCGCCGCCGACUACGAGCCCGAGCCGCCGCCCGACCACGUCGUCGUCAAGAUGGAACCUGCGCCCGCGCAGCCCUACACCACGUUGCCCCCUUUUUUGAACUGAAAUACUCCUUUUCGAAACUAUCCUAUACCGGGCAGGAGAGCUGACUCCAAAUAAGUUCGUACAUAAAUAUCAAAUGAAUUCGUGUCAGUUCCAUCGGUAUGAUUCCUUGGUUUAAUAUAUAAGUCACAGUAUACAUAACCGAUAAAGUGCUGAUACGAAUAAGCUGCAAAAUUUGCUAAACCUAUGAUAAGUUGAUUCCACAAUGCAGAGCAUUUAUCAAAUCUCAGUAUUGUGACAUCACCUUUCUAGGUACCAGCUAAAUAAGAGCUUCUCAUUCUCCUCCCUGCGCCUAGCACUAACAGAUGGUGCUUAGAGUAAUUUCGAAAAGGAGUAUUACAUCCGAUUGAUAACUACUGAAUUUAAAUCGAGUGCCUCUUAAGUAUAAGUAUAAAUAGUUGUUUAAGGUACAAAAUUUUAUAUGUUUUUUACGAUAUAAAUACGAUAUAAGUAAUCUGUAAAUAUUACUGUAAUUUGAAAUAUAUAUUUUUAGAGGAUUUCUAUCAAAGAUUUUUUACGUUAAAGAAAUUAUACCAAUGAUAUGAUUACCUAUUUUAGCUACAUAAAGAAGGAAGUUUCAUAUGGGUAGGUCUACUGUAACCACCAAUUGUGUAGAAGUGGUGAGGUGGGAUGUCAGCAGCAGAAGUUUAGUGUCCGUAUCAGCCAUCACUGCUACCAAGAGAUGCCUUCAGCGGUCAACCUAUAUUAAUGAGCUCCUUACUAUAUACAGCGUGUACCAAAUAAUAUUUUAAGUAUAUUUGUGACUGGCUUACAGCCAGCACAUAUUGAUCAAAGAAAAUUUAAUAUAGGUGCUUUCCUUUUACUCUGUGGCAUUCUGCCCAAUUUUUAAUUGACGUUUUAAAUAUGUGUUACGUUCUGGUUAUGUGAAAACGUUAUAAUAUUAAGUUUUUAGAAGAAACUACGGUAGAUAUUAUCGAGUUCUAUUAAGUAUCUUCUGGAGCAUUCCUUGUGCCUUAUUAAUUUAAUUAAAGUAGAAGUAGGUAACUACUAAACAUAUAAGACAUAUUUUAUAUUUAUUGUAGUGUCUAUGUACAGUUAAUGUGUGUGUUUACUAAUUUUAGUUUUUAUAAUGAUAAAUCAAUAUCCAGAUACUAUGAAUAUAUGGUUUUUAAAAUUUCUUAAUUAUAGGAAAUUAAUGAAAUUACUUAGAAUUUUUGGGUACUUUUGGAAGUUUACUUAAAGUGGUAAGAAAGUACUUUAGUUGUGAAUUUUGUGCCAAUAAAUGUCCGUAUUUAUUUAAAAGGGACGUUAGUUGCUAAGAUUUUUUUAUUGUUAAGAUUAUUUACUAUUAAUCAGUACCUACAGGAUACUCAUUCACCUUUCUAUGUGAAAAUCAUACUACUGGAUAAUCAUUAAGUACAUAAAUAAAUUUAUUUAGGUAACUAAACGAUUGCACCUUUAUAACAUUUGUGUGGUAUAAGCAUUACCAUAUAGCUUGUCAUUUGGCCCUCACUGAGUUCUAAGGAUCAUGUACCUAGCAUGAAAAAAUAUUAUUAUCCAUAUCCAUAUAAUAUAAUUAUAGUACUUGAACCUGGAACUCUAUGUUGGCAGCACCAAAUCAAACAAAAAGCAGACGUGAAGUUUCAUAUGGUAAAUGAAUUGCCCCAUGUUUGAUCUCUUUUUUGUUAUACCAUCUACAG
This is a messenger RNA of Plutella xylostella (diamondback moth), 2941 nucleotides long. RefSeq lists its product as uncharacterized. Lineage: Eukaryota; Metazoa; Arthropoda; Insecta; Lepidoptera; Plutellidae. The record is from RefSeq and is a predicted model, not a curated record. Gene Ontology annotation, biological process: regulation of transcription by RNA polymerase II. Gene Ontology annotation, molecular function: RNA polymerase II transcription regulatory region sequence-specific DNA binding; DNA-binding transcription factor activity, RNA polymerase II-specific.